AUGUCGAAAUGCGCCCAUCUGGACCAGAUGCGUCAGGGGUCCAACCGUGUCGUGGACCUGAUCCAGUGCAGGAGCUGCGGGGAGAUCCUGUUCAAGCACCACUUCGCGAAGACGAGCGACCAGUUGCUACUCCAGUGUGUUCGCUCCCGGCAGUAUAUCCACCGCCUGGAGACCACGGGUACGGCCCAGCCCGUGGCGCCCAGGUUGAACCAGUCGAGCUCCUCGGACAGCGAGGCCACGGCGACGACAACGGCGCCAACGUCAAUGCCUCCACCGAGCCCUCCAGGGGCCACCAAGAAGUUGCCCGAGCACCUGUCGGCCGAGGUCAUUCGGAAGCUCACGGACACGGAGGUGCAGCAUAUCAUCGAGAGCGAGAGGAUCAAGAUCCGCCAGGAGGAGCAGCAGCGCCUCGCGAAGGAGAUCCUCCAGAAGGGCCUCAUCGACACGCCGACGGACCCGACGGAGGUGGACGACAGGGCCAGGCCGAGCAAGAGGCUGGGCGUCAGCCAGAUGCCCAAGGCCGAGUCGAUUCCCGUGCCAGAGGCAGCCGAGACCUAUGGCAGGCUGGACCUCGCAGAAGUGGCCUGUGUGUCCGACUCCAGGCUCACGCACGCGAUGAUCGAGCAAGGAGGCAAGGCCGAGAGAUUCAGCAACUGGAACGGGUAUGACUUCUCCACCAGGUCGGGCGCAGAGAAGCUCGUGAAGGCUUUGCGGGUCAAGAGGCCUCGAAGAGUUUGGUUUUCCCCACCGUGCGGAGCAGAGUGCCCAUGGCAGAAUCUGAACCCCGUAACGGCGGAGUCGGAGAAGAAGCUGAUCAAGACCAGACGUAUCCAGCGGAACGUCAAAUGGGCUAUCGGUCAGCUGCUGAACGAGGGCUUCUGCGACAUAUACCUCGAGCAGUCGGGACGCUGCAGGUCGUGGACAGGCAACUUCAAGGAGCUCAAGGACUGGCACAUCGCGACCACUGACCCGCAGUUUGAGAAGAAGGUUGGGAGGACCUGCCUUGACUUGCAUCUGCAUAUGCCGCUGGAAGGCGGCACGAGGGUGGCACUGUCAGCGAAUUAUCCCGUGAACUUGUGCCGGAGGAUCGCCCAGCACUUCAUGACCAGGGCCACCUCGGACGAGGCCCUCGCCUAUCUGGUGCAGGCCCACAACGAGUUGGACGACGAGCUGUGUGCAGCGGGCUACAGGGUCAAGGAGAAAGCGCAGGCGGUCAAGUACCAGCUCCUGAUCCUGACGAAGCUGGAGAUGCUCAAGUCCCUCCAGGAGGCGAGGAGUGUCCAGAACUGUACCAAGGCAGAGUUGCGCGAGCUGGAGGCCAUCAUCGCACACAUCCAUCGGAAUUUCGGACACUGCAGUAUGAGCACGGUCAGCGCCGCCCUCAAGUCUCGCAAGGCGGACCAGAAGCUCAUCGACCUUUGCAGCCACUACGAGUGUCCGGCCUGUAAGGCAGCUCAAAGGUUUCAGAUGCGACCUAUUGCCAGCUCAGAACCAACGUUACCCGCUCCUGGUACCGAGAUGGGUUGCGACAAUUUCUAUUGGACACAUCCUCGACGAGCCUACCAAAUUCGUGGGACCCUCUGUGCAGACUAUGGCAGCCGCUUUACCCAGACGUCGAUUCACUGUCAGAAGGGGGUCGAGGAGCAUUGCGGCAACACCACCGCGAAGGAGAUGAAGGAGGUAGUGCUGAAGGACUGGAUCCACCACUACGGCAAGCCAGAGGUUUUCAGGACAGAUCCCGAGGGUUGCUUCAAGCAGGUCGAGCAGCGCGCCUGGGUCUCGGGUAACGGCAUGGAGCGGAGACCGGAACCCGGAGAAGCUCACUGGCGAAUGGGAGUGAUCGAAAGGUGCAUCGAGACCGUCAAGGAAAUCGCCACUCGCCUCGCCUGGGAGCUACCAGACGACACAGAUCCCGCGGACAUCUUUCGCUGGGCUUGCGUGGCCAACAACGACCUGAUGCGACACCAAGGCUACAGCCCGAUGAUGCUCAUGAUGGGUCGCACCCCGUCGGGGCAAGGCCUGGAGCAAGUGGAGAAUCCUUCGGUCCUGAGCGCAAAUGUGGUGGGCAAACACUUCCAGGAGGUCACGCGCAUCAAGGCGGCUGCCUACAAGGCGCGCGUGGACCACUACCUGUCGGAGAAGACGAAGCGUGCCCUGCUGGCCAAGGCGAGGCCGUUCAAGACAUGGGAGCCUGGUGAGAAGGCACACUACUGGCGAGGUGCGAAGGGUAACAGUCACAAGACUCGACCAGGUAUCGCUGGUCGAUUUCACGGUCCCGCCACUGUCUUGAUGCAGGAGCGCGAGAUGAAGAACGGAGUUGCGGUGCGUCGAGGAGUUGUCUGGCUUGUUGACGGUGACCGUCUCGUACGAGCAGCUGCCGCUCACCUCCGCACGACUACGAAAGCGGAGCGGACCCUGGAGAGCAUCUCCGCAGGGAGCUCCGACCACUUCAAGAAGAUUCUUCAGGAGUUGACGAAGGGUGCGUACGACGAUGUGGUGGAUCAGCCUGGUCCGGGAGAAUGGGUCUCACCGCCUCCAAUGCCCGCGCAGAAUCCAGCUGAACCAGCACCGACGCCGACCAGAGACCAGAUCGACGAGAGCGAGCCACCACCAGAAGGUUACAACAAGCGGGAAGCCAGUAAGGAACCUUCUGAAGAUCCAGAUCCCAAGAGACAUCGCGCCGACUUUGCUGGGUACGUGGGCCAUCUGCGCCAGAAGGCGCCGACGCUUGUCAUGCCCGAGCUCGGUCGUGCCGAGCCCGAAUCUGAGGGCAGUGCGAAUUGGGUCUCACCCUGGGAGCAUGAUCAGAAGACGAAGGCUUCCGACCUGGUGGGCUUCGCGGGCGAGGACGAGCCGAACCUCGCGAUCAUGAUCGGCUUCGCGCUGGAGGAGUCAGAUAUGGAUCAACUCAGCCGGAGGCCUGACAAGGCCCUCGCCGCGAUGGUCAAGCAGAACAAGGUCGAGGUGAAGCUCAAGAACCUUACGGCAGAGGACCGUGAGAAGCUCCCGAUCGCGAAGGGUAACGAGAUCAAGUCUUUCCUCAAGUAUCGAGUCUGCGAGGCAGCCAGUCGUGCAGGAGUACACCCUGGAGCCCUGAUGAAGAUGAGAUGGGUCAUUACAAGGAAAGAGACGGGCGACCUUAAGGAGCUCGUGGAGAUAGAUAUUCCCGCACAUCGACGUCGUGAUCCUGAGCAGCCGGUGACAUCGUCAGAAGCUACCCGUCUACGAGCCGCCUUCGGUCAGCUCAUGUGGUUAGCUACGCAGGGCGUGCCCCUCAUCGGGGCAGAGCUGUCACUGCUGCUGGCUUACAGUAAUUCCGCCACGGUGAAUACUCUCCUGCAGGCCAACAAGCUCAUCAGGCGCACCAAGUUCGAGGCGACCAAAGAACUCAUCAUGGAAAAGCACGCGAAUCCGUGUGUGGUCGGCUAUUCGGACGCAGCCUGGAAUGUUCGACGCGAUGGUUCUUCACAGGGUGGUUUCUUGAUCUUUCUGACCGACUAUACCUUGAUGCAGAACCGAGAGGCGCCGAUCUCUUUGCUGGCUUGGGCAUCGGCGAAGUUGCCGAGAGUGUGUCGGAGCUCGAGCGCGGCCGAGGUACAAGCCGCCAGUGAAGCUCAAGAGGAGCUAGAGUUUUGUAGGCUGCUGCUGAGCGAGAUCCUGCUGGGACCCGCGCCUCUCAAGCAGUGGACUUCAAGCUGUGCGAAGAUUCCUGGCGCUCUGGUCCUGGACUGCCGCGGCGUGUUCGAUGCUCUGGAUCGGUCCGAGAGCAGCGCCCUCGGCAUGAAAGACAAGAGGAGCGCGCUGGAGGCCCUAGCCCUCAAGCGCGGCAUGGCCGCCACAUCCACAUCCCUGAGGUGGUGUCACAGCGGUGCGCAGCUGAGCGAUUGUAUGACCAAGAACUCGGAGAAGGCUCGCGCCAGCUACAACCUUUGGCAGCAGCGAGGCACCUGGAAGUUGAUAUACGACGCUAAGUUUAUUUCCGAGAAGCAGAGAAGACAGCGAGGACUGCAGACACUAGACCAGGCCACAUAUUUCGCAGUUGAUGACGACGAUGCCUGGCAGUUGUACCCGGAGGAUUUGGAGAUCGAGGAGGAGGCAGAUAUUCCCCAAGACUUUCGUCUUCCGGAAGCGGUGAGCGUGAUGAGACAUGAUGCUACCUCCGUGCAGUAG
This is a messenger RNA of Prorocentrum cordatum, 4170 nucleotides long. Lineage: Eukaryota; Dinophyceae; Prorocentrales; Prorocentraceae. The record is from the annotation of a GenBank genome assembly.